AGAUUAAGAACUCAUCAUUGUAAAUAGUAGGAUCCUAUCCUUUUUUUUUUUUUUUUUUUUCUCCCAUCUGCACAUAUACCAACAAAAAAUUCCAAUAAUGAGCUCACAUAGUUCUUACAGCAUGAGAUCCAAAGGAACCAUUGAAAAUGAAAACAAGGGCACAUCUAAAGAAAUUGGGGGAGGCAAAUCAGGGAAAAUGGCGACUCCAAACAACAAAGAAAACAUGUUCAUAUGUUUCCUUGUAUCCCUUUGGUACUCAUCAAACAUUGGUGUCAUUCUCCUCAACAAAUACCUUCUAUCAAACUAUGGUUUCAAGUUCCCAAUCUUCCUCACAAUGUGUCACAUGUCAGCUUGUGCUGUUUUUAGCUACAUCUCCAUUGUUUUCUUCAAGGUUGUUCCUCAACAGAUGAUUAAAUCAAGGUCACAGUUCAUAAAGAUUGCAACUUUGAGCAUUGUUUUUUGUGGGUCUGUUGUUGGUGGUAACAUCUCUCUUAGGUAUUUGGCUGUUUCUUUCAACCAAGCGGUGGGUGCAACCACACCAUUUUUCACUGCUGUUUUUGCUUAUUUAGCUACCUUUAAAAGAGAGGCUUGGAUUACAUAUGCUGCUCUUGUUCCUGUUGUUGCUGGAGUUGUCAUUGCAAGUGGGGGUGAGCCAGGGUUUCACUUAUUUGGAUUUAUUAUGUGCCUAAGUGCAACUGCUGCAAGAGCUUUCAAGUCUGUCCUUCAGAGCAUUUUACUUUCUUCUGAAGGGGAGAAGUUGAAUUCAAUGAAUCUGCUUCUUUAUAUGUCUCCAAUUGCGGUCAUACUUUUGUUGCCUGCUGCGCUUAUCAUGGAGCCGAAUGUUUUAGAUGUCACAAUAUCACUUGGAAGGGAACAUAAGUUUAUGGGCGUGCUUCUUUUUCUUAACUCAGCCACAGCAUACGCAGCAAACUUAACAAACUUCUUGGUGACUAAACAUACAAGUGCUUUGACACUCCAGGUAUUAGGCAAUGCAAAAGGUGCUGUAGCUGUUGUUAUCUCAAUACUCUUAUUCAGAAACCCUGUCACUUUUAUUGGCAUGGCUGGAUACAGUGUUACUGUAAUGGGAGUUGCUGCAUAUGGAGAAACAAAAAGGAGGUUUAGAUGAACAAAUCUCUUACAUUCACCAAUUGUCAUACGCAUGUAUUUUAAUGUAGUUUAUUUACACCAUCAAGAUUAUUUGUAACUUGACUAGGAGUAGGGGUGACAAGAGGGAAGUGAUUUUAUAAAGUUGUUCUGUUGUAUCUACCAUAUAAAUAUAUUUAUUUAUCACUAGUACAUUAUGAUCUAAGUUACUGAGCCAAAAAAUUUAUGGGA
Molecule: messenger RNA, 1335 nt
Organism: Cicer arietinum (chickpea)
Lineage: Eukaryota; Viridiplantae; Streptophyta; Magnoliopsida; Fabales; Fabaceae
Product: UDP-URONIC ACID TRANSPORTER 1-like
Source: RefSeq, a predicted model, not a curated record